This is a messenger RNA of Gadus chalcogrammus (walleye pollock), 3337 nucleotides long. It is a transcript of the gene jpt1b, whose product is annotated as Jupiter microtubule associated homolog 1b. Bases 346 to 873 code for a protein of 175 amino acids. Gene Ontology annotation, cellular component: nucleus. The transcript has 5 exons. The record is from RefSeq and is a predicted model, not a curated record. Lineage: Eukaryota; Metazoa; Chordata; Actinopteri; Gadiformes; Gadidae.
UUUAACAUUUGUUUUUAAAUAUAAAGAAUGACUAAAACACUGACUAAGCACCAGGAUGUUGCUCAUGCUGUCUGAUCGUUGACAUUAAUCGGCGAAGCAUGCUACCAACCAGAGAGGCGAUCCCUGGUGUUCCGUCCAACCAGAGCGUGCGGAUCGCUAGUGGGCUGGGACUUAUGGGACGCUAAAGGAACGACAAACGCCUACAAUUUCGAGCGUUUUUCAGUGUCGGGUGGAGUCUACAUCCUCUUAUCAUCUCUGCGGAAAGGAUUGCCGAAACCCAGAUUUUUAUAGUCUUAGAAAUUAGCUAUUAGUCCUUGCAAAAGGCAACUGUAUUCCAUCCCAAAGAUGACGACGACAUCGACCUUUCAAGGAUUGGAACCCGGUGCGAAAAGCAGUUCAAGGGUACUGCGACCACCGGGCGGGGCCUCAAACAUCUCAUUCGGCACGGAUGAGGAAUCCACCCCCCGCAAAAACAAGAUGGCUUCCAACAUCUUUGCAGAGCCUGAUGACCCCCACGCCCAUCGAAGGAACAACCCACCCACCGGAGCCCCUCAGGGCACCCUGUGCGGUGAGCCCUCUGCGCCUCUGAGACGGUGCCAGCAGCCCCUCCUCUUCCCCAAGAAUCCGGAACCAGAGCUCACCACCAUCCACAACUCCGGAGCCGCACUGGUCUGGAACCAGAGACGGGAGGGGGAGAAUGGCAAAGACCAGGCAAGCGAAGACUGUCCCGAUGAGGUUGAGGGGGAGAGCGAGGAGCAGAAGGAGAGACCACAGCCCCCCGCCCCGUCGGGAGGUGCCAACGCCAAUCCCGGGGCAGCCAACGGAGGGCGGAGAAACCCUCCAGGUGGCAAGUCCAGCCUCAUCCUGGGUUGAACGAUGCAACACACACACGACUUUCUAUUCUCCAUUGGAACGCUUUUUUUAUUUUUAUUUUUUCAAAGAUGAAUUACCCCACACUCUUCCUCUCCAUUGCCCAGUUCCCCACCCCCCCCCUCUUGCUCCACAUGCACUCGCCUUGUUAUGACCCUUGACCCUCCCACACUUAAUGUCUCCCAUCAUCCCAACCCCUUUGUUUUGGUUCUUUUUCUAUUAAAAAAUAAAAAAACAACUUGUUGACAAAAGCACUUUAUGUAUCUCUGCCCCCCUCAACCUUCAUUUCAGCCCAUCCUGUAGUGCACCGCGCCUGCUGGGAAAGGCAUGAUGUCUAGCUUAUCUCUCUCGCUAUCCUCCCGCCCUCUCCUCCGUUAGCCCCUCCCUGUAAAUGGUCAAGGGAAAAAAAGUAACUUAAGAGGGGGGGGGAAAUGAGAUUUGAUGCGUGGAUUUCUAACAAUAAAGAUUGAUAUCGAUUUGCUGGUCCAUUGGUCGUGUUUUUGAGGAGAAGACUUGGCAGAAUGUACACUGACAAUAUAUUUUUGUUUGUACAAAUGGGUGCACUACAGAAUUUUAUGAUUUAUGAUAUUGUGGUAGCAGGCUAGGUUUAGUCUUGUUCUUUUAGUUAUCGUAUUACAGUUCUGUUUCUGGUUGCAAUUUAGAGGGAAAUUAUUCUAGUAGUCGUCUUUCCCUUUUUAGUGUUAUGGAUAGUUCUUCAAAAGUCAACUGAUCAAAUUUGUUCAGAAAUCAAUUGGGGCAUCAGGGGCGAUUCUAGGAUCUGACUUUUCGUACCCCAGGAAGCCACAGGGGUAUAUGAAGUAUAUAAACGAUUUUGAAUAUCGUAGAUGUGAUAUCCUGCAUUCUGCUGAACUUUAGGUUGACCUGGUGGAGAUCCUUAAUUUAUUCUGGUGGGGGGUAAAUCUAUCAAUCCAACACAUUGUAUAUUUUUGAACAGUGCUGUUUUAUUGUCAGAAAAGCAAAGACCUUUUGUAACAGUUGAAUCUCAGUUCAACUCGUACCAAUGAGUAUUUCAUCCCAGAGGAAAGGAUUAAACACAUUUUGGCUAGUCUCUAGCUCUUAAAGAGGAAAUAAAUAGUUUAAUGGUAACUUUAGACAACACAUUUGUAAAUGAAGUAUGUAUUAUAUUAUCCGUGAUUUGCAUUUUUCUCCUGUCCAAGAUUUUCGUAGUUACUAUGCUGUUGCAUGUCUCAGCCAAUAGAUGGCACCCAGUGUCAGCUAAAUAAUGCAGUUCUGAACCGCUAAAGUGUUGAAAGGAAAAAAUACUGUUUGGAUGAAGGAAUAAUGAAAUGGAUGUGAACUGUAUGAACAAAUUUGAGCUAUAUUUAAUAUCCUUUGGGUAAUUUUCACUCAAAAAUGACCAUAUUUCCCCCUUUUUAUUUUAUUUAAACACAUACUGAAACCCAUUGGUUUUCAAAGUAUACUAUAAAUGGUAAAUAUGGAAACUUCAAAACAAAUAUUGUUUUAUUGAUAUCGGAAUAUUGUAUCAGCAUACAUUUUUACAAGACUUGUUAUGCAAGAAAAUCUACAAGUAGGCCUACAACAUACAUUAAUAUGAGAAACUGACCAUUAUUUCAGGAGAACUAAACUAUGUCGCCUCACUUUCAUGGACCCAUACAAUUUUAUAAAUUGUAUCAACAUUAGUGAUGGAUUCAAUGAUUCUUUUCCUUGAUUCAAUUCGCGUCGGUCAGUUCGCCAAGAAGAGUCGUUCAGAAUCGUUCAUUCGUUCGUUCAGUCGAGUUUCCGGUAGCGGUGAAUCGAAUCAUGGAAUGCACGGUUCUCAGCUGAGUCAGUCAGACUCAGCUCCAACCUCGUUCUCAAUCUCAAACGAUCGUGGAAGUCGGUCAUCAAUCAACAUUACAACUUUAACCAAACUCAGCGGGAUGGGGAAGGAUGUAGUUGAUCAUUGGAUGUUUAAAAUAUCAGCAAGACAAUAGACUUGAUUUAGCAAUGAUGGUGGGGGUCCCUGGAACGAACCAUGAAAGAACGAGACAGAUUGACGAGACAUUUAAAUAUUUGAUUAAUCUGGCAUGACAAAGAAAGUACAAAGACAGCGUGCAUUAACCAUUUCACUGAUAUUGAAUCGUAUCAUCGUAUGCUCGCUCACUAAGCCUCUUCCCCCUUCACCACUCACAGUCAGUGAACGAACAGCGAGUCAGCGACUAGUGGGUGGUCUGGGAGGAGUCGAGUCUGAGAACGAACGAGACGAACGAGAGACAAGAAUCAGUUUGGUUCGUUAAUGUUAAAGAUUCGUUCAUUCGAACUGAUUCGGUCGCUAACAGCAGCAGACUCGAUGACGUCACCACCUCUGCUCGUCCGUUAAAUGUGCUACGGCCUCAUUUAGGCAUAUACUACUGAACAAUAUAAACAAAUUAUAUAAAACAAAAUCCCAGCCUCUUUCAUUUUCAAAUAGUAUGUAAAUAUUCUGAAUGAAUAAAAAUUGAAAAGA